AUGGCGUCUGAAGAAGAAGGUAGAAAUUCAAGACGUAAACGAUCAUCUAAUUUAACUACUAAUAACGUGUUUAGCUUAUUGGGUCUUGACAAUGAUACAAAUAAUGAAGAAUCUGACUCGGAUAGUGGUAGUGACCUGAAUAUGAGCGAUAUUGAGCUUAAUAUUAGUGAUGAAUCUGAUUGUGAUGCUAAUGUACAAAAUGUUAUUGAUGUUGACACAACUGUGCCUCAUACUAGUGCGAGACCCUCUCAAGAAAAGUGGAAAACUAUUUCAGAUUUGGAAAACGAUUCUGCAUUAUCUCUUGGUGAAUUUACAUGCUCCACUGGACCAAUCUAUACUCCUAGUGAGGACACUUGUGCUGUUGAAUAUUUCAACCAUUUUUUUGCUCCUGUGGAGGAAGAGGGCCAGUCUCUCUGGGAAUUGUUAGUUCGGGAGACUAACAAGUAUAAAGAACAUUAUGUGCGUAAAAACCCUAUUCUCAGUCCAAAAAGUAAAGUACAUAAAUGGGAGAAUGUUGAUGUAAAAAAGAUGAAAGCUUUUAUUGGUAUUAUCCUAAAUAUGGGGCUGGUAAAGAAGCAUACUAUAGAGUCGUACUGGAACUGCAAAGACUAUUCACAAGAUACUCCAAUGUUCAGGAAAGUAUUUAAACUAGACACAUUCAAACUUCUUUUGCGUUUUUUUCAUGCAUCGGACAAUGACUCAGAACCCAAAAAAGGUGAUGCUAACUAUGAUUUAACAUACAAAUUUAGAAAUGUUCUGGAACAUUUGAACUCUACCUGGGCUCGAGAGUUUGAAUUAGGACAAAACAUUUCUAUUGAUGAAACCAUUGUUGGUUUCAAAGGGAGGCAUCAUCUAGUAAAUUACAUAAAAAUAAAAAAACAUCAUCAGUGGGGACCCAAAGAAUACAAUCUUUGUGAUGCAGAGACUGGAUACUGUCACCAAACUGUGUAUCACACAAAAUCUUUGAAAGUUAGCCAAUAUGGUCAACCAUUUGAUGUUUGUGAUAAACUUAUGACAGGCCAUGGCAAUAAGAAUAAUCAUCUGGUGGUAGAUAAUUAUUAUACAAGUAUUGCUCUAUGUGAGGAGAUGCUGAAAAAAGGCAUCUAUGUUACAGGCACAGUCCGAAGCAAUCGAGUAGGGCUGCCUGAUGAUAUAAAAAAGUACUAA
Molecule: messenger RNA, 1167 nt
Organism: Dendronephthya gigantea
Lineage: Eukaryota; Metazoa; Cnidaria; Anthozoa; Malacalcyonacea; Nephtheidae
Product: piggyBac transposable element-derived protein 3-like
Exons: 1
Coding region: 1-1167 (388 amino acids)
Source: RefSeq, a predicted model, not a curated record